CCGUCUGUCCUGUAGGUUCAUUCAAUCUCCCAUACACACAGACCCACUGCGAGACCGACACACACUCACUCACAGUCAGGCACGCAACUGCACUCAGUGAGGCUUGGGAAGUCAGAUCGCCUCCUCGCCUCGGCGCCUCCUCCGCUUCAGCCAGCCGGGUCUCCUCUGGGGCCCGGAGCUCCGCCGGGCCGCGCAGCCCUAGAAGAGGACGAGCUCGUCAGACCCCGGUCCCACCAUGGGCAAACGCGGGCGGCCGCGCAAGGAGGCGCGCUGCGAGGGCGCAGGGCUGGCCCCCACCGCGCCCCCGGCUGUGGCCGCGCCUCAGCCCCCUGCCCAGCCCGAGGAGCCCGCGGGGGCCAAGCUCAGGUGCCCCUUCUCGGACAUUUUCAACACCAGCGAGAACUCGAUGGAGAAGCACAUCAACACUUUUCUGCAGAACGUGCAGAUUCUGCUUGAGGCCGCCAGCUACCUGGAGCAGAUCGAGAAAGAAAACAAAAAGUGUGAACAUGGCUACGCGUCAACGUUUCCCUCCAUGCCGAGCCCCCGGCUGCAGCAUUCAAAGCCCCCACGGAGGUUGAGCCGGGCACAGAAACACAGCAGUGGAAGCAGCAACACCAGCACUGCCAACAGGUCUACACACAAUGAGCUGGAAAAGAAUCGACGAGCUCAUCUGCGCCUGUGUUUAGAACGCUUAAAAGUUUUGAUUCCACUAGGACCAGACUGCACCAGGCAUACAACACUUGGUUUGCUCAACAAAGCCAAAGCACACAUCAAGAAACUUGAAGAAGCUGAAAGGAAGAGCCAGCACCAGCUAGAGAACUUGGAAAGAGAACAGAGAUUUUUGAAGCGGCGACUGGAACAGCUCCAGGGUCCUCAGGAGAUGGAACGAAUACGAAUGGACAGCAUCGGAUCAACUAUUUCUUCAGAUCGCUCUGAUUCAGAGCGAGAGGAGAUUGAAGUGGAUGUUGAAAGCACAGAGUUCUCCCAUGGAGAAGUGGACAAUAUCAGUACCACCAGCAUCAGUGACAUUGAUGACCACAGCAGCCUGCAGAGUAUUGGGAGUGACGAGGGUUACUCCAGUGCCAGUGUCAAACUUUCAUUCACUUCCUAGAACCCAGCAUGAUAUAACAGUGCAGGGCAAAACAUUCACUGGGCCAAUUCAAUCCAAACAAUCUCUUAAAUUGGAUUCAUGAUGCAGUCUCCUCUUUAAAACUAAACAAAAUCAUACUUGAACAAAAAGGUUAGAAGACCUCUUUUUAAGCAAAUACUUAGCAAAAAGCGGGGUAGAGCCUCCCCAACAGAACAAAUAUUCAUAAUAUUUAUUUUUGAAAAUCACAGUUUCUAAUGGCAGCAGAAAACUUGUGUGAAAUUUUCUUGAUUUGAUUUGUUGAUUUGAAAUUGGAAAUUCCAUUCUUUUUUUCUUUUCUAGUUUGCUCCUAGUAUAUUGUGUAGAUGUAUUUAAGGAUGGGAUUAUGAACCCUUCCUGAGUUUAUGGUCCUAAAAAGAAAAUCAAAUCUCUAGUGAUGACAAGAUAAUCAGGCAUUAAUCUUGCAUAGCUAAAGAGCUAUUAAUACUCAGCCUGGGCCAGCCUAUCAUGAAGCCUGUGGAUGAUCAAUUCUUUAAUUAAAAAAAAUAAAUAAAAGCUCAUUUCAUGCUCUGCAAAAGGAGAGACUCCCAUGAAGCCUUUUGAAAGGGAUCAUCAUGCAGCUCAGCUUUCUGUUGGAUUCCAUGCUAAGCAAGCUAACCUUAUCCUGCCUUGUUAGCACUAGGGCAGCAACCCAACCGCCAGCUCCACAGUUAGCCACCCUUGAGGCCCUUGGGCAGCAUGGGGGCAGUCCAUGCAUGGCAGCCUCUACCACACAGGGCCUAUGCAUUCGGAUCGAGGGGCCAGAAGGGAAAGUUCCACGUGCCUCUUUGUCUGCGUGGGCCAGAAGGGUUGUGCACGCAGAUUAGCAGGCCAAGGUCUGAGCCACAGCAGCAUUUUUAUUUCAGAUUUUGAUAACUGUUUGUAUGUGUUGAAAACCAAAAUGACAUCUUUUUAAAGCUUGUCCAUAAAAAACAUAGAUGUCUUUUGUAGUGGAAAAAUGUGGGGAAAAAAAUCAUCUAUUUUGAUGCAGCAUUUGAUAAUGAUAAAACCCCUCACACCUCACUCUUUAUAGUGCACAAAAUGAAUGAGGUUUGGGCUAGGUAGAAAAAAGGUCAAUGCUGUUUUUGUUUUCUUUUAUAAUCAUUAUCUUUUACCAGCUUUUAACCAUUUCAUAUCUAUAGUAGACACACUAUCAUAGUUAACAUAGUUAAGUUCCGCACUUGUCUCAUUUUAAUGUAAAGAUUUGCUCCUGUUUUUCUACAGGCAGUCUCUCUCCUUCCUCACAGUCCCACUGUGCAGGUGCUAUGGUUGCUCUUAUUAAUAUUUUCAUAAACGUUAUUUUAAGCAAAAUUUCUAGCCUGCACUUUGAUGUCAUGUAUUCCCUUUGUCUUUCAAAUUCCCAAGUUUUCCCCUUGCUCUCUCCUCUCUCCCUUACCCCAGGAAGCCUUCUUGGAGACCUUACCCCUGGCUCUUUGAACUUUGUAUACUUUAAAUAAUUUAACUACCCUUAAUUACUUAAAAAAAAAAAGCUUUAUGGUUUUCAUAACUUAUUGCUGAUUUUAAUGGGUUGUUAAUUUCAGUCCUGUAGUUUUAUUUUGUUUAGAUAGGGCUGGGCAAGGAAAAAGAAAAUAAAGACAACCUUAUUUAGCAGUGCAGUUGAGUUGUGUGUGUAAUGUCAGACUAUCCUUUGUAAGUAGCACUUUAACAACGUUCACUGCUUCUAUAUAUGAAGUGUACCAUCUUGAUCAUACACAAUGCCUCAGCAUAUACUUACUUGUUCUUGUGCUCUUCCUGUGCCUCCAGAAAUUUUAUCCUUGAUUGUGCUAUGUUUGAGUGGAAGAAAUUCUUUGAAGUAGAUGUGUGAAAAACUGCAUGCCUUUAGAAGCCCAUUAUUAGAACUUGCUACUUCAGGUGCUGGAGACUUAAGGGAAAUCAUAAAUUGAUUUCUGUGGCCCAGGUAAAUUAUUUCUGGUUUCAUUUAAAAUUGCUCUUGGCUGGGUCAAAAUAUUGCUCUCUAUAUUGUAGUUGCUUACUUUGACUUUCCCAAGUAUAAGACAGUUUGAAGACUCUGCUAACUACCAUGGAAAGUAAGCAGAAGCCAGUGGCUAAGCUUCCAUUUUGUUAUCCCCACGGCAUUCACUUGCAUCACUUGCCUCGGGCUGGAACUGGGACUUCAUUCAGGUGAACUUGAGGUGCUGCCAUUUUGUUGUAUAUGUAUUGGAUGGUGGGCUGAGAAGCCUUUGUCACACACCUAGAGUACCUAUUUCAACUGCCCCCUAAAUUACUCCUUCCCUGGGUUGGUUUUACUUGGGGGAGGGGAGGUGGAUUGUAUGAGUAAGAAGUAUUUUUUAAAAGACAAAUCGACUUUGAAGAUACACGUUAAUUGCAAGAAAUAAAAAUUGUGAACGAAGAA
Phyllostomus hastatus (greater spear-nosed bat) is the source of this 3500-nucleotide messenger RNA. RefSeq names its product MAX interactor 1, dimerization protein (gene MXI1). NCBI's taxonomy places the organism in Eukaryota, Metazoa, Chordata, Mammalia, Chiroptera, Phyllostomidae. The transcript has 6 exons. Bases 236 to 1111 code for a protein of 291 amino acids. The record is from RefSeq and is a predicted model, not a curated record. Gene Ontology annotation, molecular function: protein dimerization activity; DNA-binding transcription factor activity, RNA polymerase II-specific; RNA polymerase II cis-regulatory region sequence-specific DNA binding. Gene Ontology annotation, biological process: regulation of transcription by RNA polymerase II.